Molecule: messenger RNA, 2278 nt
Organism: Linum trigynum
Lineage: Eukaryota; Viridiplantae; Streptophyta; Magnoliopsida; Malpighiales; Linaceae
Source: the annotation of a GenBank genome assembly
CCCCACUCGGGCUCACCCCAAUGGAAAAACCCUCGCGGCAUCUAUUUCUCCGAAAGCAGUUUGGCAGAGCGGCGUUAUGGACGAGGGAGACAGAGCAAAAUCAGUCCCGCUACUAUGAGAAUAGCUUGCUUGCGGGGAGGAAGAGGAAAGGCAUCGUCCCGCCACUACGGGAGCAGCUUGCUUGCAGGGAUGAAGAGGAACCGGGAUCGGGCCGACGUGGGGCUUGGUUUUCUACUGCGAGAGGCGAAAGCUGCGGCGGCGAUUACAAGCCUGCUCGCGAUUAAUGGACAAGCCUGGACCAGCCUGCUUGCACUCUCUAAGGCAGCAAAUCAAGCAAGCGGCGAUAUAUACUCCCUUUUACCUCUAGCAUAAGCAAGCUGGAGGCGGCUUGCUCCCUGGAAAACGAACAGGUACCCACCCUCGGCAAAACAAAUCAAAGCGGCGCUAUCUACUCCCUCAAUUGCGAGAGGUGCUAGCUUAAGCAAGCAGGAGGCGAUUUCUCAUCCGUUUGCGAAGUGAAAGACGUGUGAUUACCAUUAUUCAAGCACACAAGCAAGCAUGACCAUUAUUCAAGCACACAAGCAACCAUUAUUAAGCAUGCAGGAGGCCAUGAUUAAGCAAAGCAGGAGGUGUCACUUAACCAAGCAUGAGGUGGCUUGAUCUCUGCACACGGAUGGAUGACGAGGGGUUGUUAUUGCCAGCGGCGGCCAAUAACGACCAAAGCAAGCUGGUCCAACCAAGUACGAGUGUAAUAUUUGGAAGCGAGUAUGGAAACUUUGGAACAAAUUCAUAGCCAGUUCCGACGGAAGUAAGGUGAGUGUAAAGGGGGUAAAUUCUACGCCUUACGUAUUCUUUUAAGUAUUUUAGCGAAUUGGUUACCGUUGCUUUGUUAUGUUUAUGCUUGAUUAUUUGUGCUUUGCUUGAGCUAUGAUUUGAGGUGAUUUUGUGCUAUUUGAGGUGAUACGAGGUGAUUUUGUGCUAUUUACCUUAAAGCGUGAUGUUUGAGUUAUUGUUAAAGUUUAAGAAACAAGUUCUUUUUAAGAAGUAACUCACCUUCAAGAAGGUGAAGUCGUUUUAAGCGUUUUUAGUCACUAGCGCCGGUCCGUUGCCAUUUGAGAUUUUCAGAUAGAGCAGCAGUUAUGCUCUUGUGAUCUUUCAGAUAGAUCAGCAGUUAUGCUCUUGAGACUUUUAAGAUGAGCAGCAGUUAUGCUCUUGAGAAUCGUGGUGAAGAGCCACCACGAUAAGUUUAAGAUGUUAGGGGGAUGAAUCGUUACGACUCCCCUAACUAAGUUUAAAUUUAAGGAAAGCCUUGAUGGCUUCUCAUACGUAUGAGUUGGCAACUGGACUAGCUAGUGGGGAAUCCCAGUGUCAGUCAAGUAUUUAAGUCGAGAUUUGAGCUUUAAGAAUGGAGAGUAACAGUAACUCCCAUACAGUUUUAAGAGUUAGGAAUUUUAAGAGUGGAAGUACAAACAACUUCCACAAAUUUAAGUAAGUGUUUUAAGUAAAGUACUAAGCAGUAAGAAUUUUAAACGUAACGGCGUAGACUGACCACAUCUCACUCACCAAUUUGAAGAGCUAGAGGAAGAGCUAGAGGAGCAUUUAGUGAGCAUCGAAUUCGAGGGCAGGCAGCUAGAGGAGGGCAGUAUAAGCGUCACAGAGGAUGCUUAGUCAAGGUUUCAGUAGCAACAACAUUAGAGAUUAUUAGUUAUUUACAUUUAUGAUUAUGAGUAUAGACUGGAGAUCAUAUUGAGAUUUUAUCGUUUGAGCUUAAUCUGCCCACGUGUUAGGGCUUUGCUCGGAGCUACAAGUGUGUGUUUUCAGUAUUUUAUUUAUGAAAAGUUUUCCCGCUGCAAUUUAAGAUUUGAGUAUUUUAUUUAUCAAGGGCAUUUUAUUAAAAGUAGUACCCGGCCGGGUUAGGGUGUUUCAGGUUAGGGGUUCGUUUCGUUUAUAAACCUCGUGUUGCUAAUUGACUAAAAUGCCCCUUUAAUUGCAUUUUAUUUACUCGUUACCAGCUCCAGCUAAAUAAUAAAAAUAUCAAAAACACAUUUCAUAAACAACUCAAAUUAUUAUCUUAUUCACAAUCAAUAUAACGUGUUAAGAUCACGCCAUAAAUCACUCUUUUUGAACGAACUACGUGGACUUUGAUCCUGACUACUCGGAAAAGUAGGCGGUUAGUUCGAGUCCAACUAACAAAAUUCCUCCCUUACCAAAUCACAUCUCUUAAAUAAGAAAAAAAAUUAUUAAUUUAAUCAUGUAUCAAUAAAAACGUUUUAAGAUC